UAGCCAAUGGGAAGGGUAGCGGUCGUACGCUAAUUACCAUGUUUCUCUUUUAUUAGGUAGGAUAAUACAGCUUUAAAAUUUAUAAAACAAAGAAUAUACAGAGAAACAGACAAAUCAGUUCAUAGUAGGGGGUUUUGACUGAUCUCUUUGAGCUCUUGAUAGAGCAACCAGACAAAAUGUGUAAUAAUAUAGUGGAUGUUAAUACCAUGAUAUAUGGUAUAACAGACAACAUACCCUAGGUACAAUGAAUGUGCUUCUUCAAGAAUCCUUAUGAGGCCCCAAAGACAACCUCAGUCAAACAAAAAAACCCCCAAAUAUAUGCAGGUAUGUUCCUUAUUCUUAACUACAACUGAAACAAGGAAAACAUAAAACUCUACCGUCUAAAACUAAAUAACUCUUGGGUCAAAGGAGAAAUUAAAAUAUCAAAUCCAAAUCAACUAAAAACUGCUGAUAUUCAAAAUUCUGUGUAAUAGUACCUUUGGGACAUGGCUAAAGCAGUACUCUGGAAGAUUCAUAAAUUACUAAGCAAGAAAAAAUGAAAAUAGAAUAAUUCAGCCCAAAGAAGUUACCAAAAAAUAAUAAAUGAAAAGCAAACAGAAAGUUUAUCAGCUCUGGCCAUUGUGGCUUGGUUGGGUGUCAUCCCACGCACCAGAAGGUUGCCAGAUUGAUUCCAUGCCCAGGUUUCAGCUUUACCCCUGGUAGGGGGUGUGCAGGAGGCAGCUGAUCGAUAGUUUGCUCAAACAUCGAUGUUUUUCUCUCCCUCCUCCCUUUCUCUCUUUCUAAAAAUCAAUAAGAGAACGUAUUAUCAAAGAUAAAAGUAGCAAUUGAUGAAUUAGAAAACAUACAUGGAGAUACUAAUAACUCCAAGAGAUUUGUAUUCUUUGUGUUUUUAUUUUAGAGGAUACUGGGGAAAAAAACCAAAAAACAUGAAACAGCCUCCUAUUGAACCUGUCAUGAACAAAGGGAGAAAUCACAAAUAUCACAUAUGCAAGUUAAUGAAUACACUGAAUAUGAGAAAAAAUCAUAUAUAUUUAGGAAAUUAAAUGUAAGAGGUCAUAUUGCUAAAAAGUAUGGGAAUAAAUGUGAAAACCUGAUUCACUAUGAAAAAGCAGUACUAAGCCCAGCAGUUCUAAGGAACAUCAUAACUGCAGUGCUUUUUAACUUGCUCAAGAACAUAGAAAAAGAGAAAGAUUUUCUAAAUUAUUUUUUGAAAUAUUUAUUGAUACCAAAUUCUGGCAAAGCACACAAACAGAAAAUUUAGACCUUUCUCCUACUACAGAAAUCUUAAAUAUUAGCAAGUAUAAUUCAACAACACAUUAAGAUAAUAAUACAUAAUGACCAAGUUGCUUUCAUCCCAGGACUGUAAGAAGAGUUCAGUGUCAGAAAAUAAUAAACACCAUAUUUUUUAAAGUAUGAAAGAGAAAAAUGAUCAUCUUUCCCAGAAGCUGAAAAAGAAUUUGGUAACAUUAAUCAUUAUGAGGUUUUUUAAAAAAUAGGACAACUUACUAAAAUAGGAAUUAAUUGAUAACUUUCUUUACAUAAUAGGAAAUCAUGUUAAAAGUCAACAUUAUUACCUUGGCGGUGUGGUUCAGUUGGUUGAGUGUCAUGCAGUACACCGUAAGGUUGCCGGUUCAGUACCCAGUUGGGGCACAUGCUCAGGUUGUGGGCUAGAUCCCUGAUAGGGGGUGUGGGGGAGGCAGCUGAUUAUGUUUUGCUCUUGAUCUUUUUCUCUCUCCCUUCUCUCUCAAAAUCUGUAAUUUUCAUUUGUUCAUUGUUUAACAUGUAUGAGGCACAGUACUUGGUGUGUUGCAUGCUCUAUCAUUUGAUCCUUGGAGCAGCUUGAUGAUAACAUAGCUACUGUUAUUAUCCCUAUUUUACAGAUGAGAAAACUGAGGUUAAAUGACUUGUUCAGGAUAACAAAACAAUCUGCUUCAUCUUGAUUCUGCAGCAUUCCAAAGUGUGGUAUCCUUUGGGUUCUCUUAACAUUGCUAUGGUGCAGAAGAUUUAAAAUCAGCUGAUGUUCACAAGGAAUAGAGUCACGUGAUGUAUGAAGGGAAACAUAUACACUUCUCUGAGGUUGACAAUAAGCCCUUGUGCUCAUAUAGCCCCAAACUGUGCAAGCAGCGGCGACUCAACGGCUACGCUUUCUGUAUCAGACACGUUCUGGAGGACAAGACUGCUCCCUUCAAGCAAUGUGAAUAUGUGGCCAAGUAUAACAGCCAACGCUGCACCAACCCCAUCCCCAAAUCAGAGGAUCGUAGGUACUGCAACAGCCACUUGCAGGUACUUGGCUUUAUCCCGAAAAAAGAGAGGAAGAAAAAGAAUGAUCCUAUAGAUGAGGUAAAGGGCAGGCACCAGAUGGAUACCAUGGCCUUUAGCCUGGCGGUGCCCACGUUGGCCUUGAAGAUGCCCAACGGACUGGACGGCAUGUCCCUCUCUCCACCGGGGGCAAGGGUCCCUCUCCACUACCUGGAAACCGAGUUGGAAGACCCGUUCGCUUUCAACGAGGAAGAUGAUGACCUAAAGAAAGGGGCAACUGUGAGAAAGAAGUUGCAGAGCAAGUUGGCCCAGAAUCGUCAGCGCCAGAGAGAGACAGAGAUUUUAAAAGUUCGGCAAGAGCACUUUAGUCCCCCUCCUGCACCUUCCCAGCAGCAGCCUCCGCAGCAGCACUCCAGCCUGUCACCUUUACCCGCGCCUGUCAAACCUCCAGCGCCACCGCAGGGCUUAGUCUGCAAGUCACCUCAGCCUCCGAACACCAGCCUACCACUGCAGGGAGUGGCCCCCACCACACACACUAUAGCACAAGCGAGGCAGUGGUCUCACAAGAGGCCUCUGCCCCUCCUGCCAUCCAGUAGGGCUCCUGUCGUGGACCCGCCCAGGACUGACCGGGUCCUUAUGAAAGCCACAGCCUUCUCUCCACACUUCUCUUGUAUAAGUCGACUGCAGAGACUGGUGAAACUGUGCACUCAGAAGCAUCAGUUGGACACUGAUCUGUUUCCCCAUUUGGGGUUGGACUGGUCUGAAGAGAGUGGAGAGGAACUGGAGGACUCGGAGCAGGCCUCGCCAUACCAGGUUGCAUGGUCCAUCCGAGAAACCCUCAGAUAUGAAAGACACACGUCAGAUGACGAUGACACGGAGAGUAGGAGCUCCAGGGUGACCCAACUUUGCACUUACUUUCAGCAGAAAUAUAAGCACCUCUGCCGCCUGGAGCGGGCAGAAUCCCGUCAAAAGAAAUGCCGGCACACGUUUAGGAAAGCCUUGCUGCAGGCGGCCAGUCGAGAACCAGAGUGCGCUGGCCAGUUAAUCCAAGAACUGCAGAGAGCUGCGUGCCACCGAACCAGCAUAAGCCGGACCAAGUUGAGGGAGGUGGAACCAGCAGCAUGCAGUGGCAUGGUGAAGGGUGAACAGUGCACUAACAAGGCCCUUCCAUUCACCAGACAUUGUUUCCAACACAUCCUCUUGAACCGCUCUCAGCAGCUCUUCUCAAGCUGCACGGCCAAGUUUGCAGAUGGACAGCAGUGCUCUGUGCCUGUCUUUGACAUCACACACCAGACACCCCUGUGUGAAGAACAUGCCAAAAAAAUGGAUAAUUUCUUGAGAGGAGAUAGCUCCCGGAAAGUUCAGCACCAGCAGCAGAGGAAACCCAGGAAAAAAACCAAGCCUCCUGCACUUACCAAAAAACACAAGAAGAAGCGAAGGCGUGGACCUCGUCGACCCCAAAAGCCCAUUCCCCCUGCAGUACCCCAAGGGAACCUCAGCAUGCCCACCAGCGUCUCACUGCCAGUGGAGGCCUCUCAGAUCCGGAGCCCGUCCACGCCAGAGCUGAGUGCUGAUGAGUUGCCGGAUGACAUUGCCAAUGAGAUCACUGACAUUCCACACGACUUGGAAUUGAACCAGGAGGACUUCUCGGACGUCCUGCCACGGCUGCCUGAUGACUUACAGGAUUUUGAUUUUUUUGAAGGAAAGAAUGGAGACCUCCUCCCAACGACCGAAGAGGCCGAGGAGCUUGAACGGGCCUUGCAGGCUGUAACUUCUCUCGAGUGCCUGAGUACCAUUGGGGUGCUCACCCAGUCAGACGGUGUGCCAGGCCAGGAGUUGUCGGAUAGAGGAAUAGGGGUGUUCGCCGCAGGUACUGGAGCGCCAGGAAUUCAGUCCUUGAGCCGAGAAGUGAACACGGACCUGGGGGAGCUGUUGAAUGGGCGCAUAGUCCAUGAUAAUUUUUCUAGUCUAGAGCUGGAUGAGAACCUGCUCCGCUCUGCUACCUUGUCUAACCCACCUACACCCCUGGCAGGGCAGAUCCAGGGGCAGUUCUCUGCCCCAGCCAGCGUUGGCCUUACUUCUGCCACUCUGAUCAGCCAGAGUGCACUUGGGGAGAGAGCCUUCCCAGGACAGUUUCAUGGACUUCACGAUGGCAGCCAUGCCUCCCAGAGGCCACACCCUGCCCAGCUGCUGAGCAAGGCAGAUGACCUAAUCACCUCACGACAGCAAUACAGCAGUGAUCAUUCACACUCCUCGCCCCACGGAAGCCAUUAUGACAGUGAGCACGUGCCGUCUCCCUACAGUGACCAUAUCACCUCUCCCCACACAACAUCUUUCUCUGGUGAUAAUAUGGCAGCUACCUUUUCAGCAGAGAUGCCCAUCAUGGCACAGCACUUGCUCCCAACCCAACUUGAGGUGCCACUUGGAGGAGUCGUGAACCCCAGAACUCACUGGGGCAAUCUCCCUGUCAACCUUGGGGAUCACUCUCCAUUUAGCAACCUUCUCGACGCAGAUGGACAUCUUCUUUCCACUUCCCUGUCCACGCCACCCACCACUUCGAACUCAGAGACCACACAGCCUGCCUUCGCCACCGCGACCCCCAGCAGCUCCAGCGUGCUUCCGGGGCUGCCGCAGACCAGCUUCAGUGGCAUGGGGCCCUCCGCUGAGCUAAUGGCCUCCACCUCUCCCAAGCAGCAGCUCCCUCAGUUCAGCGCAGCCUUCGGCCACCAGCUGAGUUCUCACAGUGGCAUUCCCAAGGACCUGCAGCCCAGCCACAGCUCUAUAGCGCCUCCUACAGGCUUCACAGUAACAGGUGCCACAGCUACAAGUACCAAUAAUGCAUCUUCUCCUUUUACCUCCCCUAACUGAGCGUGUCUGUGUGUCUGCAGGCAGGUGGGGAGCCUGGUGUUUUCUAUCUGUGUUUCCUCUUUUAUCACCCCUUCCCCUUUUCCUAAAGAAGAUUUAAAAAAUAACAGAUGGGGGCAGGGGGAACUCCCUUUUCCGGUUAGACAAGUUCCCCUGCGGUGGACCGUGCUGCAGUGUUCACGCGUGCUCCUUCGCACUGGUGCUCAUUCCCUCCUGGCAGGUUCACUCCCCCCGUGGUUCCCUUAGUGGCUCAGCACAGUGACUGGAUAGAAUUGACUCAGCAGCAAGUCCUAGAAGUGGAAGAUACCUCAGAUUACCAGUGCCCUUUACUAUUUCCUAGUAUUCAGAUCAAUGCUUUCCAUUUUAUUACCAGGUCUUUACAUAGGUGGUUCUAGAUAGAAUGGUCCCAUUCGUCAAGUCCCCGUGUGUAAGACAUAGCAAAUGGUGUGUGGAGGCCGAUCAAGACUCUGACGUAACAGCAACUGCUAAAAACCAGUGAGGCCAGGAUUCCAUUCCUAAUCGUGAUCACAUUUAAUUAAAAAGAAAAAGAGUAGUCUUUGGACUGCCUGUGUGUAUGUGUGCGCCCACACGUGUGUUUCUGUGCAGGGCCGGAGCAGCUGUCCUAUUGUUGUUCUCUUUUGUUCCUAAUGAGCAUAUAAGACUCUGACUUCUUCCCCACACCUCACACCCCUACUCAUGUUGGUCAUUCUCUCCCACUGAGUUAACAAAGUUCCCUCAAUAGAGAGGGUGGUGGUCUGGUCACGUGAAUGGCACAACCCUUUCUGCUAAGUUAGCCUGAAACCCAAAGCUGAAUUCCCAUCGGUGCCGUGGGAAGUGGUGAGACGCUCGCCUGAUGCUGCCGGGUUGCUGAGAGCCUGUCUGCUGGUCAUGUCGCCGUGUUGGACAUGCAUUUGUUCCUAGGUCCCUCUGCCCCAACGCAUUCGCGAGAUGUAAUUAAAGGAGAUAUUUCGAUGUGGAAAGCGGGGUAGGUCAGGUAGAUGUGGGAAGAUGGCAUCUGUAAACUUCUUGGUCCGUCUUUUGCUUUUGAAUUUUUCAUGUUUACAGUAGUGAUUCUUUGGUAAGGUUUGUAAAAUGUUGAAGACACUUGUAGAAUCAGUGUACCAGUGGUGAAGUGAUAUGUAAUAUCUGAAGGAUACACAUUUUAAAGUUUCAAAGCAGAUUAUGGAAAUGAGACAUAAAUUUUACCCACUCUUUGGUACUUUUAAAAUAAUUUAAGUGCUUAGGUUUAAGUUUUGGGAAGUUGUCUGCAAGUACCAGGAUUUUACACUUAAAAAUCAUAUUGGGUAGGUUAGUAAAUUGGUGACUAUGAAACGACUAUGUGAGUUUUCUUUUUACCUGCCUUCUCCCCUGCCCUCGCCCCUCCCCCCAAGGGCGGAACUAGGUUUUAAAGGCAUCUGUCCUCUGCUUUUGCUGAGACGUUUUACUGUCCCCUGAGGUACCAUUGGCUAUUUAUACCUGAGUCUAGUCUAAUUUAACAUAUAUAUAUUUUAAAAGAUGAGUAGAGAGAGCAUAUCUAUUAAUGAUGUGAUAUAAUGCUUCAUUUGUCAGGGAAUAUUUGAUCUUAAUUUCUUUUCAAUAGGUAAAGAUUGGGAUGUAUUUUCCUACUUCCAAUAUGUAUUCUCUUUAUGCCAUGCUACUUGUAACCAGUCCCUUCUUUUGAAAGCUUUUCUUUCUCUGCCUUUUAAAGGAAUGAUGGUGAUCAGCAGGCAUUAUGCAGGUGCCAUGUGACUGAGAUUACGGAGGGGAAGUCACAUGACUGUAAGAAAUCAUUAUAUGCCCUAUUUUAUAUUUAUUGAAGUUUCUUUUUAUGGGCCAAAAAUACAUUUGUAAUAUAUUUAGUUUCUUUUUAAAAUCAUGAUAAUUGAUUAGAAGAUUUAUUUUUAAUAGCUUUGCCUUUUUUGCAGAUUGAGAAAUUUCUAAAUUAUAAAUUAUGUCACAAAGCAAAGUUAUAUUCGGUAUCACCAUAAAUUUCUAUUCUGAAUGGUGAGAACAGAUCAUUUGACUAUGUCUCACCUGUGGACCUAUGUGAGUAAACUUUUUUAUGUUAAUGUACUGUAAUGAAAUGAUUAUGAGUAGUUACCUCUACUCAAAAGUGUCAUUUAGUUUGCUGAACUGUUCUCACACCCCAUUACAAUAACUGUCCCUUCCCAGCGACUGGGCUUAGUCUGCAUUGUGUGCUAAUGAAAGGUUGCAGGGAGCAGCUUGUGUUCUUAUCAGCCCUUCUCUGACAGCAAAGGGAAAGUCACGGGGAGUCCAUUGGAACUUUUCUGGCUAUUUGUCCCUCGUGGUAGCUGCUUAAAAUUCUUCAGUUAUCAAAACUGAGUUUGCAGUAAGUUGCACAUUUUAUUGUUUGCAAUUUUCUGUUUUAUGUGCAUUUAAAAGCCCUUUUCUGCUUCCUGGAAGGAGGCAGGAAAUGAUCAGGAAUGUUGCCAGUUACAGCUUCACACCAAAAACUUGGAGAAAAUUCAUUUUUGUUUAGAUGCCCACGGUGAUAGCUGAAGAAAGGACAUGUAGAAAGUACCCAGUGCAGGCGUGAGGACUUAGUCAAAAACAAACAGAUUUUUCCUCUCAUUUCAUCUACUUCAAAACAAAUACCGGAGCUUGUGGUUUGCUUUUCUCUUGCUGUUUCUUGAGUCCCCUUUUGGAAGAGAGAAGAACAUCUGUGAACCCAGAGAUAUCCGUUAUGUUUUUCUGGUAGCUAAUGGAGCAAUUCUAGUCUAUUAGUAGUAGGCUUGCUAUUAAUAUGUAAAGAAAGGAAUGAAGUGUCUUUUACUCCAGAAAUAUGAAAAUUAGUGUCUUUUGAAGUAGCACUUAUGCUAUAUAUAAUAAGGCAAUACUGGAAUCAAAAACAAAUUUUAUUUAAGGUCCUAAUUAGGUGGAAGCUAGCUUUUAUUCUGGUGUUAAACUCGAGAAGGAGUGGCAAAGAAGGUUCAGUUCACUCUGUUUCUGCAGUUCUUCGGGACCAUUUAUAAAGGCCAGUUAGAUUGUGUUAAUGUGAUUUUAUUUACAAAGUUGCUGCAGUUAAUAGAUACAUUCUGUGUUCUGAAAACCAGGAUUCCAUUCUAAUGUAUGAUACUCAUUGGCUGUGAUCUAGUGUCCGAAGAAAAGAUGUGUUUUCUCUCCUUUACUCUCUCUACAUAAUUGUUAAUAUUAUUUUAAUUAAAGUGCUUAAGACAUUGAUUUUUCUCUCUAUUAAAAAUACUUAGCAAUUUGCACAGCUGGGUAGGUUAUAUAUCUAGUAAACAAUUCAUAAUAGUUAAUAGCAAUUACACUUGACCCACCAAGUGACGGACUAUGCAAUGAAAAAAUUUUCUAAUUCUCGUCACAUAGCUUAUACUGUGGAGGGUUAUUUUCUCUGAUAACCUGCCAUGUGAGAGAUGACUCUUUGCAAAUGACUUCCUGAGCAGUGUCAUGCUGGUGGGCAGUGUGGUGAGUCCGGUGUCCCUCCACGAGAAGACUGUAAUUUAAUGAGAAGCAAAUAGUAAGUAUGGAAGUAAAGUUGGAAUUCCGCCCUUCAAAUUGUAGUUGCAUCUUGAGUGGCUUUAGGCUAAAGAAAGCUAAUACUUUAUCUUUGCCACAUAAGUAUUCAAGAAUCAUUUCUUAAAUAAGCCCAAUCUCUCAACUGCAAGUUAGAAAUCCCAUUUUUCUGUGACUAACACUAAAGUAAUUUCUUAGUGUUCUCAAUCCGUGAUCACAGCCCAGAGAAGCAAAGAUAGUUCUUCGAUUUGGAAAGAAAGGUUAUCUAUGAUACACACAAAUACCCUAUCGGUACAGUUCUCUUCUUAUGUGAAAGAAUUUAUAUUUCUGUUGACCUGUUCCUUUCAGUUUUCACCAAUUGGCACUAGAGCUUGAGCAUGCGCAGGGGGUCCCAUGCGGUCAGUUCGCCCACUUGCCUGCAGUCCCUCCUGUGCAGUGCAUUGUGGGUGGUGAUUGUUGAUAGCUUCAUCAGCAACGUCCUUGUGAGGCAUCACCCUUACUCCAGGCUAGUUCAAAAGGUUGUGGAUUAGAAUUGUAAAAAGAUAAUGCUAUUAAUAACACUAAACUAUUUAAUAGGUUUGAAAUUCAUUCAAAAACUUUCAGGUGUCUAGUUUGCAUUUUCUUCAUCCUCUUUCUUUUUAAACUUCUUUUAACAUUCAAUUAAAUUCUGUUUUUAGCCUGGCACAUAUAGAGUAGUUUAAUGUUUAAUGGUCUAAAUGGUCAGCAGAACUCCCUGUUGAGAAUUUCAGAAAGAAAAUGUAAGCCCUCCCAAACCGUCUUCAUUUCUAUCUCUUUCAUCACCAACGCCUAUGUUGUGCCAAGGAUUUUUUCCUGACAAAAAUGUAUGUUUCUUGGGGUGGGGGGUGGGAAUAUAUAUAUGAUAGAACAUAGAUUUUUUUCACUCUCUCAAUACAUUGAAAAUAAUUGAAUCUUCACUGGCAUUCUACAGAAAGGUAAAACAAUUUAAUGAACUUUACAAGUUUCCCCGUAUAUUGGGGAGGGAUCCUGAAUCCACGUUUAGGAGAUUGACAUUUUAAACACUAUCAUUCAAAAGAUUCAUAAUAAAAUACCAGUGAAGAACAUAUUCAUUUUCCCCUGACCAGCGAGUUGGGAAAGAAAACAUAAAAUAUAAAUGAAUGACUACAUUUCUCCUAAUAACCAGUAUCAUUAAUGCUAAGAUUGUGGUCAGAUUUAGAGCCUUAUUUCCAAAUGGCAAAAAUUCUCCUUCCACUCCAGCUCUUACUGUUUGUUAGCUUUCCUCUCUGCACUGGGGCACAGAGCUAAUCAAAGGGAAUGUGGAGUCAGGGCAGGCGAGCCACUUUGGCAUGACUUUCUUUACCUACAUCCCUGAGUCCUGGGAAUGUUCGGCUCCUUUCAAUGGCAGAGUUUUUGGUGACCUGAAGUUUAGUUUUGUAAGAGAAAACCUGUCUAACCCUUAGUGACCUCUGUAGGGCAGCACAGCACAGCCUUCCUUCCUUUCCCUUUCUGCCUGCUUGCUCAGCCCACCCCAGUCCUGCAGUGUACACACACACAUGCGCGCACACACAUGCACACACACGCACACACGCACGCAUACACACACGGUCUGUACUGAUGCUGAUCCUGGCCUAAGAGUAACAGGACCCUCAUCUUUCACUUGUUUUGUUUUUGUUUGUUUAUUUUUUUAAGCUGGGGACCACUGACGUAAGCUCUGUAUGCACCCAAAGUUCCCCUUGGAAAAUUUUUCAACAUGCAGUGCAGAAGGCUCCAGUGCAGCGAAAUGCCACACCAUUGCUUUUAGUUGGGGAUAGACUGAUUGGCCCUGAAGUGACUUCACCUCUUAAGAUCCCAUAGGCUCCAGCAGAUGAGUGUGGAAGUGAUAGGCGUUGUCUUCAUCUGCUUGCAAGGGUUGAAUCAGUUCCUCUCAACAGUGAUAGUUCUUUUUCACUGUACAGUGUUGAGUAUGUCUCAGGGAUUCCUUGUGGAAAUUAGGGCAGAUUUUAAAAUAAGAAAAUAGUUUUCAAAAAACUAAAGGUGACUCAUCAUUGAAGAGAGUGCAAGAAAGAGAAAACAUUUGGUUUCAUAGCCCACAGUGUCUUGCAUAGGACUUUUCCUUUCUCCUUCAGCCUCUCAUCUCAGCUUCAGCAUACAGAAUCUUUUCCCAUCAUGCACAGCUUUAAAACUUUUAUUUAAAAAUCUCCUUCCCCGAUGAGCUUUCAGAAUACUUAUUGUAGAUUUUAAGAGAAAAGGUAUAUUAAUUUAUGCUAUUAACAUCACCUCAUAAAUUAUAAGUUUUAUACUAAAGCUGUAUUGAGUGUAAUGAGUUAUGUUGCCUAUGUGUUUAAUAGCUAAAAAAUUAUAUAAGAGCUUUUUUUUUUUUUUUUUUUUUUUUAUAUAAAACAAACUAGUGAAGCACCUUUUUACACUGGAUCUCCGCUGUGUCAAGGUGUAUAGCUGUCCUUUGCUACCUUGCAGAUAUAUAAAAUAAAAGGAUAUCCUGGGGCCUCAAAAUGUAGAACACCUUUAGACCAUUAAUUACGCUCAUAGAACUGUUGAGAAUCAUGUUUCUUCAGUCAGUGAUCUGUGGUUUACACUUAAGAUGGCUAGAAGCUUAGUAACAGGGUAAAUAGAAAUACAUAGAUCAAGUAAAAUUCCCAACUACUGUAGCUGGAAUUUGUAAACAAAGUUUUUAAGACCUCCUUUAUUUCCUAUGGAUUUAUUCUUUAAUUUACAGUUGAUUUUGUAAGUUGGGAAAUAAAAUAGAGAAAAUAAAUCUAGAUGUUCUCAGUGUCUUAUUCAGGAACCUUUUUAUCCCUCCUCACUAAGGAAUUCCCACUGUGACUUUAAAAUAGAAUUAAAUUACUUGUGUGCAUGUAUAUGUCUGUUUUUACACACAUGCAAAAAUAUCCAUUGGGGGCACGUGUGAGAGAGAUGAGUGUGAGCUUCAGUAAAAAUAGAGAAAGGUAGCAAUGUAUUAUAGAAAUAUGAUUCAUUUAGUUGAGGGUAUUGGAAUUGCUUUCUCAGUGUCUCUGUUGUAUAAAUACACCAAAUUGUUCAUCAUGUUAUGUUAAAAGGCUAACUCUGAUAUCAUGUGCAUUUUAUUCUAAUGUUUUAACUUAUAUUAUGCUAUGUUUUUAAAGUGACAUGAGAAACAGCAGGUUCUAAGACCAGCCUCUGGCUUCUGAGCAUAAAGAUAGGAGAGAGACGACAGGGCUGUGUUUAUCUGUUGGGGUGCUGGGACCAGAGAUCAAUUGAGCCGCCUUCUUCUUCUUUUUUAUUUUAUUUUAUUUAUUAUUAUUAUUUUUUUUUACGAUUUCUUUAUAUACUGAGUUAGAAAAUAUUGUUGAUCAUCUUUUCUUGGUGAAGUUAAGAAAAUUAUAGGCCUUUGAUAAAAAAAAAAAUGCCAAUUUUUCAAGGGGCUGCUUUGUUUAAUGAAUUGGUGGGAUCAUUUCACCGUGUAUAUUUCAAAACAGAUGAUUUCAGUUAUUUUCAAAAAUGAAGAAAAAAAUUACUUACUUGUGCUAUUAUUUAUGAAGUUAGCCUGCCCUCCUCCACCUAUAUUUUGGCUAUAGGGGAAAUAUGCUACCCUUGACUUGAUCCAUAUGGAAUUAAACAUUCCUAUAUUUUGAGGUUUGCCAUUUUGCUGUUAUACAUUCAUUACUGGAUUAUCUGGUGGUCUAAAGUAGUCAAAACUAGAGUUGUUAUUAAAUGCUCCAGCCACAUUUAUUUUUAAUAUUAAAAAAUCAUGUACUUUGAAAUAUGUCAAAACAGCUUCUGAAAGUACACCUGAAUUUGUAGUUCUGUUUGAAGCCUUGUUCUUCUUAUAUAUAGUCAAGACCGAAAGCUUUAUAUGUUCUUUUUACAGUGGUAUUUUUGCAGCAUCUCCCAGUUCCAUUCACUCUUGCUUUAUAGAUUUAAAGAAACCUGCAUAUUUCUUGUACAUAUGCAUGCAACUGAAAGAAGGGAGUUUGUAUUGGUGCCAUUUCUCCCUUCAGUUACUGAUUAAUGGGAUUCCCUAGAGUAAAGUCCCCCUAAUUGAAGGGUGAAAAUCGACCCUUUGUGUAUAUCUGUAUAGAGAUGUGUAUAUGGAAUGUGGCGGCACUUUGCUGAAUGUGAACUUGCCUUGUCAAUGGAAAGAUUGAGAAGUAUUAUGUUUAUUUAUACAUUUGUAUAAAUCUAUAUAUACACGUAUGUAUAUGUGUGUGUAUAGAUAAAGCUAUAUACAUAUGUUUCCCUAAAAAUGUGUGUGUAUAAUAGAGAAACAGCCUUUGUUAAGCAAGAUUAUACAUCUAUGGAAAAUUCUGGAUUCUGCUAUAAGCGGGAGGAGGUGACAGUCGAGUCCAUCAUCAGAGCAGACUAAGACGGAGGAAGUCCUUUGGAUUAUAGUCUCGUUUAUGGUGAUUAUAACUGAACUUCUUUUAGAGCCGUUCUUACCAGUUCCGCUGUUCUUCAUCUUCUAAGUCCAUCUUUCAACAUUUACAACACUUCAUUGUGCUUUUCCUCCUUUAUUGUGUCCUUUCAGAAGCAUUGUCUUAAGUGUAUUACAUUAACAUCUUGGUUGUUUCUUUUAAAGAUUUUUAUCUCUGAAAUUUCCCAGAGGGUACAAGUUUUGGGAAUAUUUUCUAUAGUAAUUUUGAGAACCAGGUGUUCAUCUUUGUUUCAGAAACACACAGACAAAAAUCAGCAUUCAAACAAAACUGAAAAAUUUUACCUAGAUAAUUUUGGAACAUUUUACUUAAAUUGAAAAAAGAAUUUGAUUUUAUGAUUGAUAUUAGUGCUAGGUUCAUUUCCUCCUUUAUUGUCAUUUAACAUUUAAUUUGACUUUGAUAAAAAAUUUACCAUUUUAAUUUUAAUGGAAAGCGCACAGACUCACAUGUUAGCCUCUUGAAUUCUAUAACCAACUCAUUUUACUCAUGAUGAAACUGUUUUAAUGAAUUCUUGUGGAAUGCAUUCUGCUAUAUUUCCUUUUGACUUGUCUCACAUCGGUGGCAUUGUUUUAACUUUGCUGCAGCUCUCUAGAAAACUUGCAUCCCUAUAUAUUGUGCCUUUCAAGCUCUUAUGCACACACAGACAAAAGUAUAUUUAUACAUGUUGGAGCAUGUGUACAUAUACUUUCCUAUAUACUCACACAGUAUGUCUUUAGUGUAUAUUGUGGGAGUGGAUAUAUAGAUAUUCCAAGGCAAUGAAAUGUUGCUCUCUAGAUAUAUAUGUAUAUAAAUAGUGUUGAUAUACUGUAUAUACACAUGUAUAUGUAUGAGUUUUAAAUGGCAAUCUUUUACAUUUAGCAAAAUGCUGCCCCUACUGGAAUAUUGUCACUGCAAUGGCAGUUGUAUGUAAUGAUUUAAAAUACAUUAUCAAAAAUUAUUUAAAGAACAUUUAAAAUUCUCAUCUAAAGAUAUCCACACAUUAUUUAUUUAUCUUCCUUUUCCUUUUUUUAUUUUAUUUUUUUAAUCAAAAGGGAGGCUGUCAUUUUUAAAAUGCCAUCUGUCUCACAGGAGGAGAGCUGGAAAUUCACUUGAGGGACCGUGUGUGUUUUUCCGCUCUCUGAUGUACCACAAACCAGCCUGUUUAUUUCAGUUAUAAAGCAGUCCUAAUAUUUCCAUUAGUGUAUGUCAUCCACCAUCUCCUAGAUCAACUUAAUUCACCAAUUUGCCUCUUCCUUUCAUUAAUAAAUAAUGAUCGUCCAGAUCAUUUUGCCUGGGGGAAGUUAACUACUCUUGCUGCAGGGAACUAUAUCACCUAAUUGUUAUUCUGCCUUGUUCAAAAGUCAACUCUGAGGGAAGGCGGCACUCUCAUGAAGCUGUCUUAAGCAUGUUUUGCAUUUAUUUAGUUAAAGGUCUUCCCUUUACCCCCUCCCCCCCCCCCCAAAAAAAAGAACUCCCAAGUCUGCAUGCACUUGACAUAGGUUUAAUUCUUAUUCCCCACAGCUUCAAGUAUUUUUCAUUAGCAUAUCAGUUUGACACACCUAAUGAAAUGGUAUUAAGAAGAACUGUUAAAUAUUUUAUUUUGUGAUGAGUUGGCAGCUGAUUAGGUUUUAAGGUGUUACAGAGAGGAAUGUAGGCGGACAAUCUAAAUGUAAGAUGUUACGAAAAACAGUGGAGUAAGAGUACCCCUGAGAACUAAAAUAGAGAGGUUGGGGGCGAGUGACUUCAGAGCAGCUUAGCUGGAACUUGAUAUCAGAAACAGCCUUUAACAAAAAGCCUCUUGGCGAUUGCAUGGUACUAACUAGAGUACUGAAAGUGUAAGCUGAAACCAAGUUGCAGUGGGAAAUCAAAGGUGAGGUGGCUUGUUUGAAACCAAUAAAUGACAAGUUGCACAGUUUUAAAAUCUCUUAAUGUAACUGCACGGUAGCAAGGACUAGCGAUCCUCGAAGCCUAUGUUUUUCAGUGUUCUCAGUCACCUUGGCACACAAGUAUGUUUAAUAGUCCAUACAUUAAAAAUAUUUACAAAAAGGAAAGUUGCUUAAAGGGAACUUACAAACUGAGAAUCUUCUCUGCAUUUGUGAUAAUAGUGGCUGGAAGCUUAGUUAUAUGCACAAAAGCUAGGAGCCACCGGGUUCUGCACAGACUGUAGAGCGAGAUGAGGAGAUUGGCAGGUUUGGUGCGAGCCCCCCAGUUCUGAAGGAAAGGCAUUGGGUGUGAUGUUACUGGGGGAGACCACACUUUGGGAGGGAAUGGGCUUUUGGUUUGUAAUUUCCCUUUAAACAAGAAGAGAUGGUUCACAUUUUCCAUAUAUCUCUCAAUGAAUGUACUGUAUUACUGUUUUAAAAAUUUGAUGAAAUAAUAAUGGAUUGGUCUCCUUUUGUUAUCUGGUCCUUGUUUAAUUUGUUUAAGGGUUUUUGUAUACAAAAGUUUACAUUUUUAUGUAUAUUUUUCUUGUGUAAAAACUGAUGUAAUAUGUGUAUAAAACAUUGUAUGUAUUAUCUGUAUAUAGUGUGACAAAAUGAUUUUUCUUUCUUUCUUUUGGAUGUAUUAAUAAAUCUUGCUGUGAAGUA
Myotis myotis is the source of this 15595-nucleotide messenger RNA. RefSeq names its product INO80 complex subunit D (gene INO80D). Lineage: Eukaryota; Metazoa; Chordata; Mammalia; Chiroptera; Vespertilionidae. Bases 2044 to 5127 code for a protein of 1027 amino acids. The record is from RefSeq and is a predicted model, not a curated record. Gene Ontology annotation, cellular component: nucleus. The transcript has 11 exons.